AUGGUUGCAACAAAAGGUGUCGCUUUUCGGGAAGGCAAACGGAACAUGGCAACGAACCUCACGCACUGUUACGUGCUUAAGGUAUUUGAAAAAGAUCAAGACGUAGGGACGCUGAAAUUAAAUCACGUAGACAAACCGCAACAAGACAAUGACCCGCUUGCCGAUAAUGUGGGGUUGCAGGAGUGGUACACUGCAUCCAAUAAACAUGUGGUAGGAGACAAGCAGUACUUUAUUCUCAAUCGGGAGCUCUCUCGCGAUAAAGUAAUCGCGCGUGGAGUUGCAUCCAGCUUUCAGGAGCAACCAGUCGGAGUUGGAACGAUCUUAAUUGAGAGGUCUGAUGCUGGAAAGAAAGUACUUACGGUUGUUGAAGACGUAUUACUCGUUCCUGGCGCAAGAAAUCCGCUGUUGUCGAUGGGGCAUGCGCUUGACGAUGGAUUUAAACUUGAAUGGAACUCCAAUGCGCACCGAUUUUACCAUAGUGAAAAAUGA
Molecule: messenger RNA, 489 nt
Organism: Peronospora matthiolae
Lineage: Eukaryota; Oomycota; Peronosporomycetes; Peronosporales; Peronosporaceae
Source: the annotation of a GenBank genome assembly